Molecule: messenger RNA, 12253 nt
Organism: Phasianus colchicus (ring-necked pheasant)
Lineage: Eukaryota; Metazoa; Chordata; Aves; Galliformes; Phasianidae
Source: RefSeq, a predicted model, not a curated record
UGAAGGAAAAAUUUGAUACAAUUGCACAAGCAUUGUGAAAACUGUUGUCUCUUUCUGAAGUUACCUGAAAGAUCGUAGCCCUGAUUAUUAGGAUGCAUAUUGCAAUAUGUUCCAAUACUGUAAAGUAAUGAAGUGCAACACUAUAUGGACAUGAGUCCAUAGCUUUUUGAAUUGAGUAAGAGUUAAUGGCCAUAAUUUAUCAAGGCCUAUUUUCCUGGUUUUCUAUGCUUUGGUCUUUCAAGCUUUCCACUUCCCUUGUGCCUUUUCUACUUGGUCUGCCUCUCACAGGGGUGGUACAGAUGUUGGUGGGCAGCCUAAUUUGGGGAUCUGGAGGUAUGAAUUGAUUCUGGAGCUUUCUCCUGCUCUCUUGAAUGAUGUAUAAGAUCAGAACAUAGAGCUCUCUGGCUGUAGGUGUUCUACUAUUAAGGUAGUUUCAAAUAUGUGAGAGUAAGAAAGAGAAGUCUAGAUAUCAUGUUCUCAUGUUACUGAGUGGCGUUGCAGCAGAAUGUAAUGCCUGUCAGGACAGAGGUGAGGAAAGCACACUUCCUUGGGGUUGGGUUAAUGAGAUCUUUGGGGUUUUGGUGUUUUUUGGCUGUUUUUCUUUAGUUUGUCCUAUGCCAUGUGUAGACAUAGGUAUGGUUAUAGUUUUCUGCAGUGUACAGCUGAAAGCCUUAUGAUUCUCCAGGGACAGCUGCACUUUAGAUAGUUACUCUCCAUGGAGAAUUUUACUAAUUGUAGAGGUUAUACUGUUGAGAUUCAAGAAGAGAUCAGCUGCUAUAGAAAUAUUUGCAAGGAACCUCUAAAGCAAAGAACUACAGAUGCUGUGUUUGGAAGAGAAAUGGGACUUACUUAUAAUGUAGUUAGAUGAGUCUUCUAGAAAUACUGUUUUGCUUCUCAGAACUCUGAAUAGCACUGGAAUUUUUACUGUAUUGAGAGUGAAGUCUCAGUGUAACUCAAUACAGAAGAUACAAAGCUCUAGGUAUUGCUGGAGGCUUCUCAAGGACCGUGUAGGCUGACCUUCUGCCUUGUGCUGAUGAGAGAAUUAAGGAAGCUUUUAAACUUACACUUACAAUGACAUCUUUCUUUGCUAAUGCUAAUGAGAAAAAUCUGUUAUAUCUGUUAUAUAUGUUAUAUCUUUUAUAUAUAUGUGUCCAUAAAAUGGUAAAUAACAGUUAAAAACAGGAUGGAAUUUGUUCUUAGAGCGGUACUAGAGCAGAGUUGUCCAUCAAAUGAUCACAUUAGUUCUUGCUUGCUGGUCUCCGGUUUGAUUGCUGGUUUAUUUAUUUUUUUCCUUCAAACUGUUAAAUAUUGAAGCUGCCUUCUCUGCAUCAUGAAGCAAAAAGGAAAUCUGAUGGUUUUCCUCCGAAUUCAUUUCCAGCUGUGUGCUUUUGCAGCUGAAGUCAGUCAUCUCGUAGAUCCCAAACCAGGAGGAGGAGGGAUCUGUGCUCGUUCUGUGCAGUGCUUGUUGCUGUUGCUUUCCUCUCAUCCCACUGAUGGGGGGGGUGUGGGGGUGGGUGUUUGUGGGCGAGAAGCUGGAAAACAAAGAUCUGCUCAGCGCCUUUCAAAUCUACUAGUUCUCAAAUUUGGCACUUAAAAAAAGACAUUUAGAAAAGGCUUUACCUUUGUGUAGCUGUACACAGGAAUGUUAUUAUGAGUACUGUUUUCUAAUGUUUUCUGUGUACAUUUAGCUUAGGGUAGAAUAAUCUUUGUAAGACUGCAAAAACAUACCUCCCAGAGGCAGAUGACUGAUGGAGACUGCAAGCCUUUGUAGUGUUUCUGUGGCAGUGCCUCUUAUGUGUGCUCCCUUAUCUAAAAGCAAAUGGGCUGAAAUUUUGCACCUGUUCUGACUAAUGGGUUUCUUUUAAUACCCAAGCAUCCGUAUGAAGCUUGAGCAUGGUUUUCACCCUUGUAACUUAAAGCAAGACGUGUAACUUCAUCAAAGUUACUUUUGAUUUAUGCCUGUGCAAAAUUUGGCUCUUUCAAGGAGCUCAAUUGCUGAAGCAAAUGCAAAUAUUUAAUUCCUGAGGUUUUUGUGUCUUUUGUUUGCAUUUGUGACACUGUAAUUAAAAGCAAACUCCUGAUGUGCUAUGGAUGCAGGCAGCUACUGGGACUGGAAGACGAGUGCAAUUUCACCUGGUGGGACCAGAGGCUUUCCUAUGAAAUCCCAUAGAGGGGUGUGGGGGGGCCUAUUCUGUAAUUUUCAGUUUGUUACUUUGUUAAAUGUCUGGACAAUACUUAACGUCAAUAGCAUUUAUAGAGGAAAAUACCCCAAAUAAUACAGAAAUAGAGUGUAGGAACUAUUUCCAGUUGGAACAAACGGAAAGCUAACAGCAUUAGGAAAACAUAUUGAUGUUUUUACAUAGCUGUGCAAUAAAAUGCUCAGGUUAAAAAUAAAUCUGACUUAAUAGCACCCACGAACAUAAAAAAUAAUGUCUAAAACCAGUGUAUUAUUUUUCCCCAAUGAUUUAUGAGCAUUGACUUUUUUUUAUUGUGAUGUGUUCAGAUGGUUUAGCUUCUUUGAAGUUGCUGCUUGGGAAUAAAUUAGCAAAGUGUAUUUGGAGGUUUGGAAAGUUUUGUUUCUCAGAAGAAUAAGUAAAUGUUGAAUUGGAUCUAUGUAAGAUGCUUUGUCUUCAGCCCAGGAAGAAAUUUAAAAAAAAAAAAGAAAGAAAAAAGAAAAGAAAAUCAAAUCAAAACAGAUUCUUACAUUUGAGCAGAGACAUAUGCUUUGUGGGUUGGCACCAGACUAGUGUGCAGAAUCUUGUAGAACCAACUCUUCAUACUCUAAGAUAUUUAGAGGAACAACAUUCAAAGCACGGUGCUAGAGGAUUUAAGGAGAAGAUAAUACAGAGUUCCUUCAGAUGGAAAAUGUCUGCAUGGAGAUUUCUUGGUGGCCAUCCAUUUAUUUCUAAUGCCAUGUAACAUUGAGUCCUUUGUGUCAGUGUCAGAUGACGUACGUGAAUCAGUUACUGCAAAUAAUGUCUUCUAAAGAGAAAUAAUGUUUUAAUUUCACUGGUAAAUUCACAUCGUGGAAGGCAGGGUUACAUUGAAUCCUGGCUGCUAAGAUGAUGAUAAAAUCACGUGAAGGAAAGAAGCACAUGCUUGAGUACUGUGCAGUUAAAUGAACAGGUCCCAAGAAAUGUACGAGAUUCCCCUGAAAUGCCAUUCAACACAGAAGAAACCUUUUCCCUUCAGUGCAAUUCUCCAGCUCCUUCCAGAAGUCUGUGAGUUUCUGAGAACAAAACUAACAAUAUCCUUACAAUCACAGUUGUGUGUGAGAGAAAUAUGAUGAAAUUGGUUCAGAAAUAACAUCUGUAAAGGGGGUGAAGUGGAAGUAUAUGGAUUUUGGUUGUGCCAACAUUUAGGGGAAAAAAAAAGUAUAACCUACUAAUACAAAGACCAAGCGAGAAUGAGUUACUCAGCAGGCAGAAGAAAUAUCUGUUCAGUGGCGUUAAGAAAUGUGGGGAGAUUUGGAUGGGAUUCAGUGUAAGAAAAUGGAAGGCUGAGUUUAAUGGGCAAUUGAUAGUAAGCCUCACACCGUAUUACAUGUGCAAAGUCCCUUUUAGGGAAAACAAAUCACAGACUGUGAACCACUUUGAAAAUAACAGCUUAAAAUGGCGCAAAGAAAUGUUGCAUUUAUUUCCCUGCAGUUGCUCCAUGUUUCAUUUUCUCCCUGUAAGAAAAAGUGUUUUGCUUCAGGUCUGAGUGCAGCUUGCAUUUCAAGACCCGCCUCUUGGAAGGUUUGCUUUUUGCUUUGCAACCACCGAUAAGCAUCAGCCGUGCAGAACUUAUUAAACAAAUCUGUUGAUGGAUGCUGUUUUGGCUUCCAUACCACUGUAGUCCUCUAGCUGGAUUGCUUUGGCAUAUCCAAGGGGUAAAGGACAGCCAAAGCCAGGCAGAGCUAACAGAGAAAGUGUGUAUCAUGUCUGCAUGACUCGUAGACCAAUUGAGGUAGAAGUAGUCCAUGGAAUUCAGUGAGGUUUAGUGUUCUCUUUGCCUACAGUAAGGUAAAAUGAUGUUGUAUCAGGGCAGAGCAGUCGAUGACCUGGCUGUGGUGCCUGCCUACCUCCUUCAUCAGCUUCUGCUGGCCUUGGGCUGUUGGAAACACCGUUCUGUCCCUCUCCUGCCCCUCAGCCCUUUCCCGAGCCACAGCAGGAAAGCGGUGGCAGUGCUUUCAGUUCCUGCACAGCAGUCUUUUAAUACUGUAAGAGGGUCAUUUUCUAUCUGGAAUUUUUCCUCCAUACCAACCCAUCAACUCCAAGCUUGGCAGGCAUCAGGGCGCAGCGUACAUCCAAUUUCUUCUUCAGAUUUUUCAUUAGAAAAGAAGAGCUAGUGUAACCCCGGUAGCCUGCACAAUUUUAUUUCAGAGACUGCUCUGAAAGUUAUUUUUCUAUGAAGAUGUUAAAUUUUUGGAGGCGUUAGAAAGAAAGUUUAAGUAUUCAAUAACUUGUUUGGAGGAAGAGAUCGAUUUGAGAGUUUUGUGUUCUGAGCCAAUGGAAGCUGAGGGGUUGGAUUUAUUUCAGAAAAAACCAUGGACAAUUCACAUAAAGCACUAUAAAGCAUAUAUAUCAUAUAUAUAUCAUACAGAUGAACUGCAGUAAUUUCAUGUUUUUGCAAUUGGAGGUGGCAUUAAGCAGCUAUGGAGGACCUCUGGUGUGCUGGGGGACCUGGUGCUCUUAUCAGCCUUCCACGUGUCCUGGCUGCUGACACAUAAAUCUUCGCAGCUUGCUAAUAGAUGAAAGACUAAAUAGAUAAAUAAUGCUGAAAACAUCAGUAUGAAUGAGUGGCAUGUGCUAGCCUGAGUUUUACUGCUGCUCUGGUCAGCCCUGGCUGGAGCUAGUGCAAUUUUGCCUCUGCUCCAAGUUGGAUUCCUCCGUAACAUGAGAAAGGCUAACCCGAAUGGAACCAGCUGAGGGGAGGGUAACAUUAUUUACAAGAUGAAAGCUUUCUGACUUGAUUAGCCUCCUAGUUAAUGACAUCUGUUGCUAAAUGUGGACUGAAAGAAGUAAUGCAGCAUAUGUUAGGCUAUGGGGAUACCGGUGGGGCCCAAUGCUGUGUGUAGCAGCAAGCAGGUCCUGCAUCUUUAGGAGGGUUGUCUUUAAGCAAUUUGUACUUUGGCUUACCAGAGGUUAGGGAGGUGACUUGACUUUGCCUGCUUGCUUUGUUAUUGCAUGUAAAAUAAUGUGCUUCAGUGUUAAUUUGCAAUUUAUUUUGGUAUUUUUUUGUAAUCUUUAACCCGUGCGAUGAUUACUGUUGUUGCUUUCAUAUGAUAACAGUGGAUUUCCUAAAUUUGAUGUGGAUGAGUUGUUGUACUUCUCAGCUAGGUAAAUGCCUUUCCAUGUACUGGCUGUGGGCCUAUGUGGUUUUAACAGCACCUAAUAAACUCAUGCGUUGCAUGCAGUGCACAAUUUUACCUCGUGCCUUCUCAGCAAAUAAACACAAGAUACAAAAACCCCAAGCCUUGCUGCAGCUAACCUGGGUGUACUUUUUUGUGGUGUUUUUCCUCAGAUCCUUACUGACGAUGGUGAUCAUUGGAGGUAGAAAUACUGAAGGAUACGUCAUUUACAGACAAGAUCUUUGAAGUUUAUUUCCUUCAGACAGCGGUGGAAGAAGAGGCUAAAAUCGAAACAUAACAGACAGAAAAAUAUAAAGACUAGAAGAAACAGCACUUCACUUUCUCUUUCCAAAAAUUCAGAGAACCACCAAAAUCUGGUGGAUUACCUCCACCGAUCUUCUGGAUUUGAGAUGUAACCUGGCGUGCGAGAGUUUCUCACAUGAGGGGUGCAAUAAGACAAGGAGCCAGCCUCAAUGGACAUAGCCCAUUAUCGAGAUCUCAACAGGAGAAUAUCUAAAGCAAAUCUCCAAGUGCAUCAAGAAUUCUAAGAAGACUAAAUAUCCCCAAGGUAACUAGAAGCAGGACCAUGAGGAGUAAUGUAGCUUGGAAUGAACGUGAUGAUAAUAUCCACCUUAAAUCUAAUGCUUAACGAGGAAAAAGGCUGUUUUGUUGGAGCCGGGAAGUCAUGAAAGAAACUCAAGAAGAGAACUUGGAUAAUGAACAGAAGAUAAAAAGAAAACAAAAAGAAUGUGGCAUAUAAAGGGUAUAAUACCUGGAGACUCAUAAACAGAAACAGAAAAAUGAAUGGUGGAAAGGAGUGUGACGGAGGGGACACGGAUGGAGGGCCACCAGCAGUGCAAGUUCCCGUUGGUUGGCAGCGACGGGUGGACCAAAGUGGAGUGCUCUAUAUCAGUCCCAGUGGGUCUUUAUUAUCCUGCUUGGAGCAGGUGAAGACUUACUUGCUGACUGAUGGAACCUGCAAAUGUGGCCUAGAAUGUCCUCUUGUUCUUCCCAAGGUCUUUAAUUUUGAUCCUGGAGCUGCUGUGAAGCAGAGAACUGCUGAAGAUGUUAAAGCAGAUGAGGAUGUCACCAAACUAUGCAUACAUAAAAGAAAAAUUAUUGCUGUGGCUACACUUCAUAAAAGCAUGGAAGCACCACAUCCUUCACUAGUUCUAACUAGUCCUGGUGGUGGAACAAGUGCAACUCCGGUAGUUCCUACUCGAGCAGCAACUCCAAGAUCAAUGAGGAAUAAAUCACAUGAAGGAAUUACAAAUUCUGUGAUGCCAGAAUGUAAGACUCCUUUCAAGUUGAUGAUAGGGGCAUCUAAUGCCAUGGGUAGGCUUUAUGUGCAAGAAAUGGCUGGAAGCCAGCAACAAGAACUUCAUUCUGUCUAUCCUAGGCAGAGAUUGGGUAGUAAUGAACUUGGACAGAAGUCUCCAUAUCGUGGCAGUCAUGGUGGGAUGCCCAGUCCAGCUUCAUCAGGAUCACAGAUAUAUGGAGACGGCUCAAUCUCUCCUAGGACUGACCCACUUGGAAGCCCUGAUGUUUUCACAAGGAACAAUCCCAGUUUUCAUGGAGCACCCAACUCAAGUCCUAUUCAUAUGAACAGGACACCUCUGUCUCCGCCAUCAGUAAUGCUACAUGGUUCUCCCAUACAGUCAUCCUGUGCAAUGGCUGGAAGGACUAAUAUACCUCUUUCCCCAACCUUGACCACAAAAAGCCCUGUAAUGAAAAAACCCAUGUGUAAUUUUUCAACUGGUAUGGAAAUACCACGAGCAAUGUUUCACCAUAAGCCACCCCAAGGUCCACCUCCACCUCCUCCACCGCCUUCUUGUGCUCUUCAGAAAAAGCCAUUAACAUCAGAAAAGGAUCCACUUGGCAUACUUGACCCUAUUCCUAGCAAACCAGUCAAUCAGAAUCCUGUUAUCAUUAACCCAACUACUUUCCAUUCAAAUGUCCACUCUCAGGUACCCGUGAUGAAUGUAAGCAUGCCUCCUGCUGUCGUCCCUUUGCCAAGUAAUCUUCCUUUGCCAACAGUAAAACCUGGUCACAUGAACCAUGGAAGUCAUGUUCAAAGAGUUCAGCAUUCAGCUUCUACUUCCCUAUCUCCUUCACCAGUGACAUCCCCAGUUCAUAUGAUGGGAUCCGGGAUUGGAAGGAUAGAGGCUUCUCCCCAAAGAUCACGUUCUUCUUCCACAUCAUCAGAUCAUGGAAAUUUCCUGCUGCCUCCAGUAGGACCGCAGCCAUCUUGUACUGGUAUUAAAGUUCCUCCCAGGUCCCCACGGUCAACAAUAGGGUCGCCGAGACCAUCUAUGCCAUCUAGCCCCUCCACCAAGCAUGAUGGACUUAAUCAAUACAAGGACAUCCCUAACCCAUUAAUUGCUGGAAUGAGUAAUGUAUUAAAUCCUCCAAACAAUGCAGUUUUUUCUACUGCAUCGGCUGGAAGUGGUUCUUUGAAGAGUCAGCCUGGUUUGCUGGGAAUGCCUUUAAAUCAGAUCUUGAACCAGCACAAUGCUGCCUCUUUUCCAGCAAGUAGUUUACUCUCAGCAGCAGCCAAAGCACAGCUAGCAAAUCAAAAUAAACUUUCUGGUAACAACAAUAACAGCAGUAGCAAUUCUGGACCUGUUGCCAGCGGUGGCAACAACGAAGGACAUAGCACUUUAAAUACCAUGUUCCCUCCUGCUGCCAAUGUGCUUCUACCAACGACUGAAGGGCAAAGUGGUCGAGCAGCACUGAGAGAUAAAUUGAUGUCUCAGCAAAAAGAUCCUCUGAGAAAAAGAAAGCAGCCAACCACCACAGUGUUGAGUUUGCUGAGACAGUCUCAGUUGGAGAGUUCUGGAGUUUCCAAAGCUGGAUCUGAUUUAGUAAGAAAGCAAAGUCAAAGCUCUUUUCCCAUCAGCUCUAUGUCCCAGUUACUUCAGUCCAUGAGUUGUCAAAGCUCUCACAUGAGCAGCAAUAGUACUACCAGUUGUGGGAGCUCAAAUACCGUUUUACCUUGCUCUGGUAACCAGAUGCAUUUUGCAGACACCAGUAUGAACUCUGGCACUCUUCAGAACUCACUGGCACAGAGUUUACCGUUACGAGGGGAAGGUAUCCACUGCCAGAACACAAACACUAACUUUGUCCAUGGUACUAGCCCUGCCACCACCAACCAUCUCGCAGGUUUAAUAAAUCAGAUGCAGGCUAGCGGGAACUGUGGGAUGCUCAGUCAGUCAGGAAUGGCUUUAGGAAAUUCAUUACAUCCGAACCCACCUCAGCCAAGAAUCCAGGCAUCCUCCACUCCAGUGAUACCAAACAGCAUUGCUAGCAGCUGUAAUCAAACAAGUCCUGAAGCAGGGGGUUCGGGACCAUCAUCAUCAAUAGCCAUAGCUGGCACCAGCCAACCUGCCAUCACAAAGACAACAUCUGUUCUUCAGGAUGGUGUUAUAGUCACUACUGCAGCUGGAAACCCACUUCAGAGCCAGCUGCCCAUUGGGGGUGAUUUCCCUUUCGCUGGCCACGAACACUCGCUUCAUUUCCCGCAGAACAGCUCUUCAAACAACAAUCUUCCACCUUCUUUGAAUCAAAACCUCCUCAGUUCUCUACCUAUCUCUUUGCCAGUGAAUCAGCAACAUCUCCUAAGCCAGAAUCUAUUAAAUAUACUGCAGCCUUCAGCAGGAGAAGGCAAGUCUGAGGUCAACCUCAACCCUUUAGGUUUUCUCAACCCGAAUGUAAAUGCUGCUUUAGCUUUUCUCUCCAGUGACGUGGAUGGGCAGGUAUUACAGCCUGUUCAUUUUCAGCUUCUAGCAACCCUCCUCCAGAACCAAGCCCAAGCAGCUGCCAUGCUUCCCCUACCAUCUUUCAAUAUGACCAUCUCAGAUUUGUUGCAACAGCAAAAUAACCCUUUGCCCUCAGUAACACAGAUGACAGCCCCACCUGACCAUUUGCCAAGCAAUCAGUCAGAAAGCAACAGGGUUGAGACCCUUUUAAGCAACCCCUUGGGGAACCCUUUACCAAGCUUUUCAGGCACUGACACUACUUCUAACCCCCUGCUCCUCCCAGCUGUCUCUGGGGCCUCAGCAUUAAUGGCCUUGAAUCCCCAGCUGGUGGGAGGUGUCCUGAACUCUGCAUCGGGCAACACUGCUAAUCAUCCAGAGGUUUCCAUAGCCACCUCCUCCCAAGCAACCACUACCACAACCACUACAUCAUCAGCAGUGGCAGCACUGUCUGUCUCUACCCUGGGUGGUGGGACAGCAGUGGUGUCAAUGGCAGAAACAUUGCUGAACAUAUCUAAUAAUGCUGGGAGUACAUCUGGUCCAGCUAAACUCAACAGUAACUCUGUGGUGCCACAGCUACUUAACCCUCUACUGGGGACAGGUCUGCUUGGUGACAUGUCAUCUAUAAACACUACUUUGAAUAACCAUCAACUGAGUCAUCUCCAGUCACUAUUAAACAACAAUCAGAUGUUUCCUUCAAAUCAGCAGCAACAGCACCUUCUCCAGGGGUAUCAGAACAUGCAGGGCUUUCAAGGCCAGCCCCCAAUUCCUGGCCCAGCUAACAACCCAAACCCCAUGGCAUGUCUGUUCCAAAAUUUCCAGGUGAGAAUGCAGGAAGAUGCUGCUGCCCUAAACAAAAGAAUGGUCACUCAGAUGGGAAUGGCACCAGUUCCUGAGAGCUCCAACGCUAUGCUUCCUCCUUUCCAAGAAACAUCUUGUGAUUUGCAGCAAAGAACUGAACCAUCUCUUGGUCAACAGGCAAAGGAUAACCUCAAUGUCGCUGCUCAGGGUGAUACAUCAGUGGAUGCGAUCUACAAAGCAGUCGUAGAUGCUGCAAGCAAGGGAAUGCAAGUAGUGAUCACCACUGCUGUUAGCAGUACCACACAAAUGAGUCCCAUUCCAGCUUUGAGUGCCAUGAGUGCCUUCACAGCCUCAAUUGGUGACCCGCUAAAUCUCUCUAGUGCUGUCAGUGCAGUAAUCCAUGGAAGAAACAUUGCUGUUUCUGAUCAUGAAGGUAGGAUAAGGAACACUAGAGGAACGCGAGUACUGAAGAAUUCAGAGCAUGGGAAAAAUUCAAGUGAAGGGGAUGGGUAUGAAUAUUACAAAUCAACAAGUUGUAACACACCCAAAAAACAGUGGGAAGGGGAGCAAAGUCCUGUCGGUGAGAUAAAUAGGUGGAAAUGUGAGGAGUUUCUAGACCACUCCACCCAUAUCCAUAGUAGUCCUUGUCACGAAAGGCCCAAUAACAUCUCCACACUGCCAUUGUUGCAAGGCGAGCAGCAUCAGAUACUGUUAUCACAGCGAAACUGUCAAAGUGAUAAAAUGUUGGAGGAGAAUUUCAGGUAUAACAAUUACAAAAGAACUAUGAUGAGUUUUAAGGAAAGACUGGAGAACACUGUGGAACGAUGUGCACACAUAAAUGGAAAUAGGCCUCAGCAGAACAGAGGAUACGGGGAGUUGCUGAACACUUCUAAACAAGACCUGAUUCUGGAAGAGCAAUCUCCAAGUUCCUCAAAUAGUUUGGAAAGUUCAUUAGUUAAAGACUACAUCCAUUACAAUGGAGAUUUUAAUGCCAAAAGCAUUAAUGGGUGUGUGCCUAGCCCUUCAGAUGCUAAAAGCAUCAGUAGUGAAGAUGACCUAAGGAAUCCAGAUUCCCCUUCUUCCAAUGAGCUGAUACAUUACAGGCCGAGGACGUUUAAUGUUGGCGACUUGGUCUGGGGCCAAAUCAAAGGACUGACUUCAUGGCCUGGAAAACUAGUAAGAGAAGAAGACGUUCACAAUUCAUGUCAACAAAACGCUGAGGAGGGGAAGGUCUGGGUAAUGUGGUUUGGUGUUCAUACCUUCACUCAGGUGGAGCCAGAGAAGUUGAAGACACUAACAGAAGGUCUAGAAGCUUACAACCGAGCCAGGAAAAGGAACAGAAAAAGUGGAAAGCUAAAUAACCAUUUAGAAGCUGCUAUACAUGAGGCCAUGAGUGAACUAGACAAAAUGUCUGGGAAUGUCCACCAAAUCCCACAGGGAGACAGACAAGUGAAGCCUCCAAAACCCAAGAGGAGGAAGAUCUCUAGAUAACAUUGAAUGUCUUUGUUACUGGUCCAGUACUUAUCAAAACGAACGUGCACAUAAGUCUGUAUGUAGGUAUUGAUAUAGACGUGGUUAUAUCAAUAUUUAUAUGAAGACGGCCGCCGCCGCGGGGUGCUACGUGGAGUGUGGUACAGUGUGUGGAUGAGCAGGAGGGAGAGCGGUUGCUGGAAAAGCCAAUCAGAAAUCUGGGAAGGUUACAGUAACCAUGUCAGAUGAUUACUGAGGGUUUGUUUUUUUUUUUUGUUUGUUUUUGUUUUGGUUUUUUUUUUUUUUUUUUUUUUCUAUAAUACUAAAAUUGUGAUUAUAAGGAAUAGUCCAAAUGUUUCUGAGAAAUUUUCAUUGUGUAUAUAGAUAAUACAGAAUUUCAUGGUGAUAUCUGAAAUGUAAAUAUUGUACAAUAUUGUCAUGUACAAGCGUACCUAAUGCACACUUUAUCUUUUAUUGUACAAAAAAAUAGUGUACAAAAUUCUUUGGUUUCUAUUGAGUACACAUACAAGAGACUACCAGUGUAAAGUGAUAAAUAAAAAUACAGCCUAAAUGCUUUUAUAUGAUAAUGUAAAAGAUGCUGUUUUUGUAUUUAACAGCAGAGAGAAGGCAUGAUUAUGUAAUACCUUAAUUAUGACAUACACUUCACGCCACUGAGUGUCCAUUUAUCCUGUCUGUUUGGAAUGAACCUUGCCUGGAAGUACUGUACUCCAUUUCAGGUCUCUGUAGGAGAGUGCAACCUUGCAGAUUCCUAACGGGACGUGGGAUCACAGCUCUAAGUAAUGAUUCAAAGGCUGCAACUGUUGGUUGCAUUUUUAUUUACUUAACUUUUAAAGUAGAAUGGUGUAGAUUUUAUUAAAGGAAAAAAAAAAAAAAA